Molecule: messenger RNA, 567 nt
Organism: Anthostomella pinea
Lineage: Eukaryota; Fungi; Ascomycota; Sordariomycetes; Xylariales; Xylariaceae
Source: the annotation of a GenBank genome assembly
AUGUCUGACGAGAUGGCCAAGACAGGUUCCAAAUCAUUCGCCUGGCUCAAGAACCACCGCCUCAACGGCUCAGACGGCUCAGACAAUGAGGAAACCUCGGAUGACUCGUUCAACCCGGGCGGCUCAGUUCACUCAGAUGAUUCGAAAAUUGCUGAUAACGCAAAGGGGAAGGAAGUGAAAAGGGUUCAGAAGAAAGGCCAAGGUCACCACCCCGAGAAAUCUCAUGCAGAGCGCCUGACCGGCAAGAUGGGUGACGACGCGACAUGGUUCGGCGCGGCGUACUUCUUCGCCCUUGUCGCAAAGGCCGACUGCCCGGUCUGCGGCAGCGGAGAAUCGCCCGAGUCCAGCAUCGACAAGCCGCACCAAGAAGCGAAGCCAGUACAGCAUUACCUUGAGGCCCCUACCGGCAAUGCUGAUGGCAAGAAUGGGUCGGUUUGGCCCACCGAGCGCAAACGCACCACUCCGUACAGCAACCAGCAGCCGUACGCUCCCAUUGCUAGCACCGACGCCAUGACAGGGGAAGAUGGUAUCUGGGGUCAGGAUUGGGGCAUGUCGCUCGCUGAGUAG